Molecule: messenger RNA, 591 nt
Organism: Trypanosoma cruzi
Lineage: Eukaryota; Euglenozoa; Kinetoplastea; Trypanosomatida; Trypanosomatidae
Exons: 1
Coding region: 1-591 (196 amino acids)
Biological process (GO): DNA strand elongation involved in mitotic DNA replication; DNA replication
Cellular component (GO): GINS complex
Source: RefSeq, a predicted model, not a curated record
AUGGAGGACGCUGUGGAUCCUUCCGCUGAGCUCAUCAAUGAGCUGCGGGCGCUCGUUGUGAGUGGAGGCACGAUGGUGCCGUUUAAUGAGCGCAAGGUGAAGGCCGUCGUGGAUUGCGUAUCGGACUCCUUCCGUCAUCUUGAAGGCAUCUCACGCAACCCAUACGCCGAUGCGUCUCAGCCGUUCUACGCCAGUUCCAUGAAGUACUACCGGGCCAAGUACUUGAGGGACAAGCGUUGUCUCCUAGCAUACAUGAUGUGGAGGAAAUCGCAGAUGACACGGGCGUGGUGGGAGGCGAAAGAUAACGCCUUGUCGGAUGUUUUGACCCCAUUCGAAUCAACUUUUCUGCAGGAAUAUAAUGAUGUUAUGGUGGAAUACAUGACAUCAUUUGCGGUCCCGUUAGAUCUUAGAGCCUUCACAUGGCGUCCUCCUUCGACGCAGCAGUUGGAGGUUCGUGGCUUAGUGAACCAUGUGUUUGUCUCCCCCAUCUCCGGGGCGGUGAUUAGCCUUUACAAGGGCAAACAAAUUUUAUUAGGGUUUGAAGAGGCCGAGACGUUAAUUCAGCAGGGCGUCGUAGAACUUGUGGAGUGA